This is a messenger RNA of Lepisosteus oculatus (spotted gar), 3345 nucleotides long. The record is from RefSeq and is a predicted model, not a curated record. Lineage: Eukaryota; Metazoa; Chordata; Actinopteri; Semionotiformes; Lepisosteidae.
GUAAGUGCACGUGUUGUUUUCCUUCGGUGGUGGAUUGUCGGAUGAGAGCUUGUUGGAGUUAGUAGAAAUUUCGGACUAGAAUAUAUUUAUUUGUCUCUUUAACGCCCCUUUACCGGUGGAGCAAUGGGAAAGAAACUUAAAGUCGGAAAGACCAGGAAAGAUAAAUUCUACCACUUGGCUAAAGAGACGGGUUACCGCUCUCGCUCCUCUUUCAAGCUCAUCCAGCUGAACCGCAAGUUCCAGUUCCUGCAGAAAGCUCGGGCGCUGCUGGACCUGUGUGCCGCGCCGGGCGGCUGGCUGCAGGUGGCGUCCAAAUUCAUGCCAGUGUCCAGCCUCAUUAUUGGUGUGGACUUGGUGCCCAUUAAGCCCAUCCCCAACGUGGUCACUCUGCAAGAGGAUAUCACCACUGAGAAAUGCCGGCAGGCUAUCAGGAAGGAGCUCCAGACCUGGAAGGUGGAUGUGGUUCUGAACGAUGGAGCCCCCAACGUGGGAGCCAACUGGCAACAUGAUGCCUACUCACAAGCCCACCUGACCCUCAUGGCUCUGAAGCUGGCGUGUGAGUUCCUGACCAAGGGAGGCUGCUUCAUCACGAAGGUGUUCCGUUCCCGGGACUACCAGCCGCUGCUCUGGAUUUUCCAGCAGUUCUUCCGGCGCGUGCAGGCCACCAAGCCGCAGGCCUCACGAAACGAGUCCGCCGAGAUCUUCGUCGUCUGCCAGGGUUACCAGGCACCCGAUAAAAUUGACAACAAGUUUUUUGACCCCAAACAUGCCUUCAAAGAAGUGGAGGUUCAGGCCAAGACUGUGAAGGAACUGGUGCCAGUCAAGAAGCCCAAGGCAGAAGGGUAUGCAGAUGGAGACCUGACACUAUACCACCGCUUCUCUGUGACGGAGUUCGUCCGGGCUGAGAAUUCUGUGGACUUCCUUAGCAAGGCCAACGAGAUCACCUUCGACAGCCCCGAGCUGGAGUUUCACUCAUCCACGACCCCGGAGAUCAGGGAGUGCUGCCGCGACAUCAAAGUCCUGGGGCGUAAGGACCUGCGGGCUCUGCUGGCUUGGCGAGGCAAGCUGCGCCGGUUCUUGGCAAGACAGCUGAAGGAACAGGCCAAGCAGCUGCACCAUGAGAUCAGUCUGAGCUCCAGCGAAGGUGAGAGUGAGUCAGAGGAGAAGAAGAGGACAAAAAAAGGUACAGAGCAGAUGGAUGAAGAAGAGGCGGAGGACGAAGAGAUGGAAAAGCAGCUUGCAGAGGUCAAGGCUGACGAGGUGGCCGAGCUGCGCCGGAAGAAGAAGAAGCUGCUGCGAGAGCGGCGCAAGCAGCGGGAGAGAGUGGAGCUGAAGAUGGACCUGCCAGGGGUCUCAAUUGCUGACGACAACGACUCCAGCCUCUUCUCACUGAGCACCAUCAAAAAAGGAAAGGCUCUUGGCGAGAUUUCCAAGGGGGACAUGCAGGGUGCUGAUGCAAUCUUGCAGGGGAGAGAGGAAAAUGAAGAGGACAUGUACCUCUCCGACCCCGAGAGUGAUGCCGUCUCACUGGCCUCUGACCUUGACCCUGAAGACCUGAAGGAGGUGGAGCAAAGACAGAAACAGCUGCAGCAGAAGAAAGCACCUCCUAAAAAAGUAUCGUUCAGGGAUGAAGAGGAGGAGGAUGAAGGCAAAGGAAACGAGCUGCUGGUUGACCUGGAGAGUCAGAGCGAGAGGAGAGAACGUGAGACCGCCCUGUGGUUCAGUAAGGAUGCUUUCUCAGAGCUGGACCUGGAGGCCGAUGCCGAGACGGAGAUCAGGCAGACAGAGCAGCUGCGUGACCAGCAGUUCAAAGGAAAGGGAGGAAAGAAGAAGGGCCAAGAAAAACAGGCACCUGCCGAGCAGGGAGAGGAUGGCCCUGCACAGGGAACACCGGAGCAGGUCAAGGACGAACAUGUGGAGGACGAGGGCAACAGCGACUCUGAUGAUGACACCAGCAGCAGUGAUGAUGAGAGGGAGAUUGCCCAGAUGAAGAGCCAUGGUGGAGCAGGGCAGUCCGGCCAGGGAGCUGCGGAAGAUGAAGAUGGGGAGUUUGAGGUGGUCCCCGUUGAGAGCACAAGUAAGCGUGCUCGUAUCCUGGACCCUCGGUGUCUGUCCCCGCCCAGGCAUGCCUUCUCGGAGGAGGUGGACGAGGUACCGGAAUGGUUCCUGGAGGACGAGCGCAAGCACCGGCGCCGGACCGUCCCGGUCACCCGGGAGAUGGUGGAGGAGUACCGGCAGCGCUGGAGAGAGAUCAACGCCCGGCCCAUCAAGAAGGUGGCCGAGGCCAAGGCCCGGAAGAAGAGGAGGGUGUUAAAGAAGAUGGAGCAGGCGAAGAAGAAGGCGGAGGCCGUGGUGAACACUGUGGAUAUCUCCGAAAGAGAGAAGAUGGCCCAGCUCAAGAGUAUCUACAAGAAGGCCGGGCUGGGGAAGGAGAAGAGGGAGGUGACAUACGUGGUGGCCAAGCGCGGGGCAGGACGCAAGGUGCGCCGUCCGGCGGGGGUGAAGGGCGUGUUCAAGGUGGUGGACUCCCGGAUGAAGAAGGACAUGAGGGCGCUGAAGAAGAAGGAGCAGAGAGAGGGGGGCAGGCGCCAGCACCAGCGCCGGCGCCGGCAGUAACCGCUGUCCUGACCCUCCUCGGCCACUUCCUCCUGGACUGUCAUCCGUCAGCCUUUUUCCACAGAAUGAGGCGCGAGUUUUCAGGCAGACUUACUCUGCAUCUGUUUAAUUCACUCACCAUUUCAGGCCCCGCUCUCGUUGCCUGGACUGAGACCCAAAGUCUCAGCCUAGGAGCCCAACGAAGGCUUUCCAGUCCACGAGAUGUAGUGCAGAUUCAACUCACCAAAGUCCUGUGUCACACAUUUUCUGAAAUCCAGAUGUUUUGGACUGUUGUCUGGGAUGAUUUUGGUGACGUAUCCUGAUCAGAAUGUCUGAUUCAACACAGGAUGCAAAAUUGUGAUUGAAUUAACUGAGGCUACUGUAAAAACUGCAAUAAGUUCAGACUAAAUACAGAAUCCAGACCCCCUUCUUGGCUGCACAGCACAAGCAAUACCUGCUGCUGUGAGAGCUGGAGCACACACUGUCCCUGGAGGUGGCCCUUCCCCUGCAGACUGACACCACAACCCAAGGCAGGAGGUGUGGGGGACUAGAGGUGAGCUCUGCUUAGGGUCUGUUGUAGUGUUGCUCAAUCAAGUGUACUCUGUCUCCCUCUUGAGGAGAAAUCAGUGCAGUGCAGCCAAAGGAUCAAGCAGUAGGCCUUUUCCCUGUGAGUAGUAUACAUAUAUUUAUGAGAACGAGUAAUAGGUUUAUUCCAUGCGGGAAAAAAAGAAAAAACACAACGUUUCGGCC